Molecule: messenger RNA, 1896 nt
Organism: Helianthus annuus (common sunflower)
Lineage: Eukaryota; Viridiplantae; Streptophyta; Magnoliopsida; Asterales; Asteraceae
Exons: 5
Coding region: 1-1896 (631 amino acids)
Molecular function (GO): zinc ion binding; nucleic acid binding
Source: RefSeq, a predicted model, not a curated record
AUGACCGUUUUAGGCCGAUCGUCACCGAGAACGAUUCACCCAUUGUUUGUGAGCGAAGAACGUUUGACUGUAAACCACAUUAUAUCAACAUACUUCCUCAUUUCAAUGGGAGGUCUAAUGAUGAGCCCUACACACAUCUUGCAGAAUUUUCUUCAGUUUGCAACACUAUUGGGGGGGCAUAACUUUGCGUUAGAAGAAGUUAAACUUCGCUUGUUCCAAUUUUCACUAAAGGACAAAGCGAAGCAAUGGUUUCUUACACUCCCAGCCAAUAGCAUCCGCACAUGGGGGGAAAUGCAACAAGCGUUUUUGGAUGAGUACUACUCUAUGGCAAAGACCGACGACGCUCGUGAUGAAAUUAGGUCUUUUCGCCAAUUAUCGGGCGAAUUGUUGCAUGAAGCCUUCACAAGAUUCAAAGAAAUGAUGCGGAGAUGUCCACAUCAUCAAAUUGAGAAGUGGGAAUUGGUAAAGUGUUUUGUUCGAGGGUUGGAUGACACAACAUGGAAUCGUCUCGAGUCGACGAGUAACGGGACUCUUUUGAGCAACCAUGAAGACGAUGAUUGGGAAUUCUUGGAGCGAAUGAGUAAACGUUCGAAAGAGAAAGAGUCGGCCGAUCGAGCCAAGAAACAUCCUAUUUCCCGUUCACUUCCCGAUCUUGAUUCUAAAGAUCGGAUUUCUACUUUAGAGCGGGAAAUGGCUCGAAUGAAGAAGAAAGAAGUUAAUGCGGUCCAGUUUGAUGUGUGUGAGGAAUGUGGUGAUAUUGGACAUAGAGCAGAACAAUGUCCAACAGGACCGGAGGAAGUCAAUCAAAAUUAUAAUAAUCAAGGCGGUAACGGAAGCGAGUCGAACAAUCAAACCGGUGGCGAUGACUUGAGUGCCAAGAUGGAUGCCUUGCUGAACAUGCAAAAGGAAUCUCAAAGCAACAUAAAAGAGACUCACAAUGAUGUCAAAGAGAUGAAGAAGACAAACGAGAUUCGAGAUAAAGCACAUGAGGCAUUGGCAAAGCAAGUGGGCCAACUUGCUCAAGAGAUAGCUCAAGUGAGAGGAAGCAUGGGAAAACUUCCAAGUGACACUACAGUGAACCCGAAGCAUCAAGGUUUUAGCACAAGCAACGUGAGGGAUGCACGCGUUAGCGCGGUAAGUAUUCUUUUAAAUGAUGAAGUUUGUAGUGUUGAAAACAUUCCACCACCACAAUUCGUUGAUGGUGUAGUGGAAAAUAUAGGUGAGGAGCCGGAAAGUGAAAAUGAACACGAAACGAUUUCACAAAAUGACAUUAAAAAGGUUCCGGCUCAUGUGGAAUGCUUAAAGGAGUUAAGCAUUGAAAAACGGCACAACAAAUUACCCAAACCGGUUGAUUUGAUAUCUCAUGUGAGUGCCGUUUUAUCGAGUGCCCUUCCCCCAAAAGCUCAAGAUCCAGGAGAUCCUCUUAUUCCAAUUCAAAUUGGAACAUUUAAAAUUGAGAGGGCGCUCCUAGAUCUUGGAGCUUGUGUGAGCAUCUUGCCCGGGAGUUUGUAUAACCAAUAUGAUUUUGGUCCAUUAAAAAAUUUUGAUACUCCCGUGGUAUUGGCCGAUCAGACUCCCAAGUAUCCAAGGGGGAUGGUGGAGGAUGUGAUUGUUAAGGUGGAUGAUUGCUACUACCCAGUUGACUUUUUGGUAGUAGACUAUGUUGGGUGUGUUGGGGACACCCAACCGAUAGUCAUACUGGGUAGGCUGUUCCUGGCAACUGCUAAUGCCAUAAUAAAUUGUGCAACGGGAACGCCAAAUUAUAAACCGAUCGGAGAGAACAUUGUGAGAGAUGUGCAUGAUUUGUCGGUUUCACGGGCGGGUUUAAUGGAGUUUAAGGGCUUUUCGGGAGCUUUACAGGCCACCGGGAGCAAACGGGAUCAACCGGGGAUGUGA